AUGCACACCUACGAUGUUUGCGAUCUCGUGACGGACUACGCGGACAUAUUCUGCCAACUGUUCCCCCCAGGAGGAUGUGUAUGCCCCAUUCCCCAAGGUACAUAUGCAAGCGACUCCCUCCCCUUCGAGCUACCCGAUUUCGGUGAUAUCUUCGCUACUCUCCUCCAGGGAAGUUAUACGGGGAAAAUGACUUUCCAUACCCUUGCUGAUCCAAACACCAUCUACGGUUGCCUCGACCUGACCUUCGAGAUCGUCAAGGCAUAACGACAGAUUUCAUUAAUUGGAUUGGUUUAUACGCAGUAGUGGCAACAGGGAAUUUUUUUCGCUAAAACUUCACCUGAAAUGUAAAUGAGACAGAUGUCCAUAAUGUUAUGGUCAAAUUAGUGAUUUGGGUUGCUUGCGACUAUGCACUUCGAAGUCCUUGAAUGAAUACACAUUAUGUGAGACGUA
This is a messenger RNA of Darwinula stevensoni, 450 nucleotides long. The record is from the annotation of a GenBank genome assembly. NCBI's taxonomy places the organism in Eukaryota, Metazoa, Arthropoda, Ostracoda, Podocopida, Darwinulidae.